Messenger RNA from Lolium rigidum, 1379 nucleotides. RefSeq names its product GATA zinc finger domain-containing protein 12-like. The transcript is spliced from 2 exons. The record is from RefSeq and is a predicted model, not a curated record. Bases 126 to 1127 code for a protein of 333 amino acids. Gene Ontology annotation, biological process: regulation of DNA-templated transcription. Gene Ontology annotation, molecular function: sequence-specific DNA binding; zinc ion binding. NCBI's taxonomy places the organism in Eukaryota, Viridiplantae, Streptophyta, Magnoliopsida, Poales, Poaceae.
CUCGGGGCCAAAAAGCUCGCGGAAUCCCUACCCUCUCUCUAUCUCUUCUUUCUCUCUCUACCCUCCCUCCCCCUCUCUCCUCCCUGCGUGCUUCAGCCGUCUUGGAGGCGGCUGCCUGGGGCAGCAUGGACGUGCACCGACUACCGAAUGCGGCGGCGGCCGCCGCCGCCGGCCUGGGCGACUUGUUCCCCCACGAGCCCGCCAUGGAAAACGAGGAUAGCAACACAGUGUGGCUCUCCGGCUAUUUAGAGGACUGUUUGUCUAGACCUGCAUCCUACCCUGUCUCCCCAGAACAAGCAGCUGGAAAACCGGGAUUACCACAUCCUUCAUCUUCCAAUCCCAGAAGAAAGAAAAGAAGCCUGGCCUCUGUUAUAAGAGAGAGCGAUGAAGAACACUAUGUCACGGUGUUUGUUGAGCCACCACUACUACUUGAUCAGAAGGAUUGGCUAGCAGAGAGUGAGCUCAUCCUCCCCAAGAAAGAGAAAGACCAAGAACUUGUCCAACAACAGGAACAUGAGGAAGAAUAUAAGCUCAAUAUGACUGCACCAAUGCAGUUCCAACAAGAACAGGUGGUGAGGAGGUGUAGCAUUUGUUUGUCCAACCUAGCACCACAGUGGCAGGGUUCAAUGCCAUUGUGUAGCGCAUGCAGCCUGAGGCUCAAGGCAGGGAACGGGUUCAUUUCCAUGGAGCGCUGCGGCCAAGAAAUCUAUGAGGAACAAGAUCAAGGAAGGGGCCAGGAUAAGAGGAGGAUCAAGAAGACCACACAUUUUGGAGAUGAUGAUGAGCCUCCACAGGAGAAGAGGAAGAUCAAGAAGACUGCUGCACCUGUGGAUGAGGAGUUUCAGCAGGCGAAGAGGAAGUUCAAGAAGGCCACAUAUGUGAACGAGGAGCUCCCACCGGAGGAGCCAGUGAAGAGGUGCACCCACUGCAUGUCCUACAAGACCCCGCAGUGGAGGACCGGCCCCUUGGGGCCUAAGAGCCUAUGCAAUGCGUGUGGCGUGAGGUACAAGUCUGGCAGGCUGCUGCCAGAGUACAGGCCCGCCAACAGCCCGACCUUCGUGAGCUUCAUGCACUCCAAUUCUCACAAGAAGGUGAUGCAGAUGAGGAAGACCGUUGAUGAUAUGUGAUCUGCUGGUGAUCAGGAAUAUUCUGCUGAACCUGUCGGGCUUUAGAAGCUAUUUGGCUGGUAGUCGUGUAGAUGAUGAGAGAAGCGGAUGCGAAAAUCCAGUUAGGUCUUCAGUUCAGACUCUUUGUUAGCUCUAGCUCUAGCAGUUCUUUCGCUUCAGAGAACAUUUCUCUAGUCUUGGAUUCGUUGUUACGGAUGGUUGGUUGCUACAAUAUUAUUAAUGCUGCCAUUAUAUUGCAACGUUAUGCGAUCA